GCAUUCUUCUGUAGUACUUGGUAAAGUCAAGUCCUGCGCAGGAAUACGAAUACGAACAAGUGUACGGACUAAAAGUUAUCGGUGCUCAAUUCUCACUGCUUUGGGAGGCAGGUCUGCGGGAAGUGGAUAAGGUAGUUAGUCGCUGGGAGUCUCGUCGGAGUGCCAAGCGCCAACUUGGUCCAACAUCAUCGAAUGGGCAGCAUGUAUGCAUCAUCCUGUACGCAGGGUUCCCUCCAUUUUUCGUUUUUCUUCCCCUCUUGUUGCUCUCCAUGGAUUUGCCAAGAGAAACAGCCGAAGCAGGAAUGGAGUUGUCAACUUGACCCUGUCCUAUCCGCUGCAGCAACCGUUUCCCUAGAGUGGAGCCCCUUUUUUCUUUUUUCCUUUUCUAUUUUUUUGGGGGGGGUUGCUCGGUGCGGUGGCGGUGGAUGGAAAAGGGACGAAAAGGGGAGGUGGGGGGGGGGAAAAACACAUCUACCAGUACGGGGGGUACUUUUUCAAGGACCUUUCAAUAUGAGCUCAAAUUGACAUACAUCAAAAAGAGGAGAAGGGAAGUGGUAAUUGCUAAGCAAGCUCAUGUCUCAGGUGGCGUUGGAUUUGAAAGGCUCUGACUCGUACAGAGUAGUAGAAACAGA
This is a messenger RNA of Aspergillus saccharolyticus JOP 1030-1, 632 nucleotides long. RefSeq lists its product as uncharacterized. The transcript has a single exon. NCBI's taxonomy places the organism in Eukaryota, Fungi, Ascomycota, Eurotiomycetes, Eurotiales, Aspergillaceae. Bases 193 to 525 code for a protein of 110 amino acids. The record is from RefSeq and is a predicted model, not a curated record.